Messenger RNA from Gloeophyllum trabeum ATCC 11539, 730 nucleotides. RefSeq lists its product as uncharacterized. The record is from RefSeq and is a predicted model, not a curated record. NCBI's taxonomy places the organism in Eukaryota, Fungi, Basidiomycota, Agaricomycetes, Gloeophyllales, Gloeophyllaceae. The coding region runs from base 1 to 663 and encodes 220 amino acids. The transcript is spliced from 5 exons.
AUGGCCGGCGCCGCCGAUAUUUUUGGAUAUGUCACAGGGGCCGUCUCAUUUGUCGUCCUGAUGAUUACUGGGUCUCGGACCCUUCUGCCGAGCGUGAAGAUCAAGCAACUAGAUGAAAUCUUGGACGACACCGAGAAGACCUUGCGCAGCGUAGUCGAGGACGGCUUUAUCAAUGACCAGAGAGUGGUCAGAAUGAUGUACCAGUCUCUGACUUCUAUCCAGAAACGGUCCAGACAUCUUCGCGCCCGAACGAAGUGCGCCACUUCGCUCUGGAAGGAAUGGCAUGAGUUUUUCCAAGGGCUCUCGAGAACAAUCGUUGGAUGUAUAGAAGAAGCGAAGGAUUUGAGGGCUUUGGUUAUCUCUACCAGCGAAGAGGAGCGACGUCGUCUAGAGCGCCAGGGUGGCGCUGAAGUAAUAUUUGUCGCAUUACGAUCUCAGCUAGAAAACAUUAGCGAGGAACAAGCCGCUAGACAGCCCACAUACCGUGACCUUACGCCCUCCACUAUCGAUCAAGUCAGUAUGGACUAUGUCUGGGUAUCAAGUACCCUUCCCAGCCAUCGAAGCGACCAACCCAAAUACGUGGACCCCUUCGAGCAACCGAUUGAAGUGGACAUCACAGAUCAAGCAACGGAAGGCUUUGCCGUCGACUUCGAUACGCACUAGCAUUGAGAUGCGUCAGGUACAGGGUGAAGGGCAAAGCUCGUACCGUUUAUUCCUGAGAGAUCCUCCA